CUUCAGCAGGCCGCAGGCAACGUCAAGUGAUAUGCCUUAAUAUUUGGUUUGUUAGCAUCUUGUUGAUGUUAUUGUUUUGAUUCCAAACGGCAGUGUUACUGUGUAUUCAUGUUCAUAUAUUGUAAAUACUAAAUGUUACUAUACAUGGUGCUAGUCCUAUGAGACCGACAGGGACACAAUGCAGACAUUCUUCAGUCCUCAAACUCAGAUGCAAUGCAGCUACUCAUCCUCAACAUAAUUUCAAUAUCGAUCAAUUUGAGGAAAUUGGCAUAGAAGUCACGAAGAAAGUGAGAGCUUUCUAUUGGUUUUGUCGGCCCCACACAAUCAUUGGCACUAUACUAGGCAUUACUUCAGUGUCCCUCCUACCAAUGAAGAGCAUAGAUGAUUUAAGUGUGACAGUUCUAUGGGGAUUUCUUGAGGCUUUAGCCUCCUCUUUAUGCAUGAACAUUUAUGUAGUGGGGCUGAAUCAGUUGUUUGACAUUGAAAUUGACAAGGUCAACAAGCCAACUCUCCCAUUGGCUUCUGGAGAGUUUUCAAUGAGAACUGGAGUAUCAUUAGUUGUGGCAUUCUUGGUCAUGAGCAUUAGCAUUGGAAUAAGAUCCAAAUCUGCUCCAUUGAUGUGUGCCUUGCUUGUCAGCUUCCUUCUUGGAAGUGCCUACUCUAUAGAUGUUCCAUUGCUCAGGUGGAAGCGACAUCCCUUUCUCGCUGCAUCCUGCAUACUUGUUGUGAGGGCUAUAUUGGUUCAAUUAGCUUUCUUUACACACAUGCAGCAACAUAUUCUGAAGAGGCCCUUCGCGCCAACAAGGUCGGUGGUGUUUGCAACAUUGUUUAUGUGUUGCUUCUCUGCAGUAAUAGCUUUAUUCAAGGAUAUCCCUGAUGUUGAUGGAGAUAGAGAUUUCGGCAUUCAAUCUUUGAGUGUACGGUUAGGUCAACAGAAAGUGUAUAGGCUCUGCAUUAAUAUGCUCAUGACAGCAUAUACAGCUGCAAUUUUGGUAGGAGCAUCAUCUCCAAAUCUGUAUCAAAAGAUUGCCACUGUGUUUGGUCAUGGCUUGCUCGCUUUUGUGCUUUGGCAGAGAGCACGACAAUUUGACAUCACAAAUAAGACAUGCAUCACGCCAUUUUACAUGUUCAUUUGGAAGUUAUUCUACGCCGAGUAUUUCCUCAUACCAUUUAUUUAGUAAGAAUCAUGCCAGGGAAACUACCAUCUGGCAUAGAUAUGUAAAAUUCAUUUGCGGGGCUUAUUAUUAAUGAUACUCCUCUAUUCGAUGCGUAUGCAUCAUCUGUUAUGUAAGUGUAAAUGUACAAAAUGGAGGCAUUUCACUCUGUGGAGUGGGAUUAUUGUGGACAUAUGACUAAUCCACGAGUCUUGGCUGUC
Panicum virgatum (switchgrass) is the source of this 1375-nucleotide messenger RNA. Its product is annotated as homogentisate geranylgeranyltransferase, chloroplastic-like. The transcript is spliced from 11 exons. The coding region runs from base 159 to 1178 and encodes 339 amino acids. Gene Ontology annotation, molecular function: prenyltransferase activity. Gene Ontology annotation, cellular component: membrane. The record is from RefSeq and is a predicted model, not a curated record. NCBI's taxonomy places the organism in Eukaryota, Viridiplantae, Streptophyta, Magnoliopsida, Poales, Poaceae.